Topomyia yanbarensis is the source of this 1302-nucleotide messenger RNA. RefSeq names its product venom serine protease-like. The record is from RefSeq and is a predicted model, not a curated record. Gene Ontology annotation, molecular function: serine-type endopeptidase activity. The transcript is spliced from 4 exons. Gene Ontology annotation, biological process: proteolysis. Bases 1 to 1194 code for a protein of 397 amino acids. NCBI's taxonomy places the organism in Eukaryota, Metazoa, Arthropoda, Insecta, Diptera, Culicidae.
AUGUCCGCUUAUCAAUUUGUUUUAUUUUCCGCAUUGCUUUUAAGUUCCAUUCAUCGCACAAAGGGCCAAUUCGCAGGAUGUGAUACCGCUAAGGCUCUACGGGCGGAUGAAACCUUCUUCGUUCAAUCGCCUGGAUAUGGAAACUACUAUAAACCCAAUACCAACUGCCGCUGGCGUUUGUCGGCACCCGUUGGAUACUAUCUAUACUUGAACUGUUACGACGUAGUUUUGCCUGCUAGUUCCAACUGUGCCGCGGAUCGAAUUAAAGUAUCACUCAAAGGAAACGUACUUCUAACCGGAGCAUCCAGAUACUGCGGUCAGACCACCUUCCUUCUACAGUCCGUUGCAAAUCAGUUGACUUUAGCGUUGAGAGCACCGGUUUACUCUACCGGUGGUCGAUUUCGGUGUCAGGUUAUGGCAAGGCAACCACCAUGUGACUGCGGACGACGACGAAUGACAAAAAUCGUGAAUGGCGUUCCAACAAAGGCCAAUGAGUUUCCAAUGAUGGCUGGCCUGGUUAGCACAUCCGCAAAGAAUGUCUUCUGUGGCGCCACUAUAAUUUCGAAUCGUCACGCCGUUACCGCUGCACACUGUCUCGUGGGUAAAAAAAUUUCAGACACUACUCUACUUGUUGGAGAUCACGAUCUAUCCACAGGAACGGACAGCCCGUUUGCCGCGCUCAUGGUCAUCACCACGUUCACAAUCCAUUCCGGUUACCGGAAACAAUCUUUCGUGAAUGAUAUCGCCCUGGUGCGCACCCGAGAAGAGAUUCAGUUCAACAACGGAGUCGGUCCGGCAUGUUUACCGUGGAAUUGGCCUACCGCUACCUUCAACAAUAUGGUAGUGGAAGCAACCGGUUGGGGAACGCUGGAUUUCGGUGGUCCCGUUUCGACUGUACUACGGAAGGUCAGCCUGAAUGUUAUCAGUUAUGAAACGUGUCGUCAGCGGAUGCCUAGCUCGGGGAUCAAAACCAGUCAAAUUUGUACGUUUGCAAAAGAUCGCGAUGCCUGUCAGUAUGAUUCCGGAGGGCCGAUUCUAUACACGCACCCGAGCAAUGGGAUCGUGUAUCACAUUGGAGUGAUCAGUUAUGGAAUUGCGUGUGCUAGUAGCACUCCUGGUGUAAACACCAGAAUUACAUCAUAUUUGGCGUGGAUUAAAUCGAACACCCCGGGAAUAAGGUAUUGCGAGAAGUGAGAAGCUUUGUAAUUCGUUUAACAUUUGAGGCUACACACUUAGUGAUUAUUCAGAACAACGAUUCAGAACAACGUAGCAUAUAAAGAGAUGAGAAUAAAUAUCCAAUCG